GAUAUGUUCCGUGCGCAGAAGGAAUACUACAUGGAGCCAGAUGUUUUCCCGCAUUUUCUGAGGGGCAAAGGGUUUGGAAACCUCACUCCCGUGUCUGCGUUAGUCCGACUAGUUGCGGAUCUCAUUGUGCUGUGGAUCGGCCUUGCCGCCGGCUUUUCCUCGAUGUACAGGCUAAAUCAAAGCAAAGUUUCGUGCGAAUUCGACCCCAUCCUCGUUUUCCUCGGAUGGCCAGAGUCGACACCGUUCCGUACGCUCACCAUCCGCGAGCCGUAUGUGAAGAGAUUAUCAUUAGGCCGUGCCAUCUGGGUUACAACUCUUGUCCCCACUUGCGUCGUAGUGCUGACACUCCUUUUUCUG
Molecule: messenger RNA, 357 nt
Organism: Suillus bovinus
Lineage: Eukaryota; Fungi; Basidiomycota; Agaricomycetes; Boletales; Suillaceae
Exons: 1
Source: RefSeq, a predicted model, not a curated record